AUGAUUCAUACAGUCUCUUCUCCACAAGUCAGUUCCUCCCCCGUUUCUCGAGGCGGUAGUUGCCCUCCUCCAUCAAGCAGUCCUCCAUCUUCACCUCUGUCAGGCGGACGUGCUACCACUCCUGGAUCAUCUCUUUUUGAUUCCAGUCUCAAGUCAGAAAGCUUUCCCAAUACGAGGCAUUCUGACAUAUGUGCUUCACUAAGAAGCAUAUCCUCACUGUCAAAGACACCUCAGAUUGCAGCUGCCAAAUCGGAGACGGACAGCCUAUUCUAUAAUCCGUCUACACCUCCAAAUCCUGCAUGCGCUUCUCGACGUGGCUUUAUCCGCGAGAGAAUGAGCAACAAGUUCAUUCCGUACCCCCCCUCUCCGGCUCCAAUUGAGGUCCGUUAUGCAGCUCGUGUCACUGGGCGAGAAUGCAAACCAUACGUAUCCUCUGACUCACUUCUCGAGCAUGCCGGAACAUUGGAAAAUGGCCUCACGCAAAUGCGUCCUGCAACCUUGUACAAAGGGUAUCAAGCAAAGCUUGCUGCUCGUGAGACUGCAUGCCAGCGCAUGUUGGUGACCGCAUGGGAAAUCGAGGAAACCGAGCGCUUCCUUGAGUUCCUGGAUGCUCUGCAUGUCGACAACGAAGAACGGCUCGGAUUCGCUCAAGAAGACUUAAACAUCUUUAGGAAGCUAUUUUCUGAGCGUGACCGUUCUGAUGUCAAUGACGACAGAGAUUACCUUCAAGCUGUCUACAAGGAUGAAAUGGAGAUUCUUCGCGUUGUCUCGCUACAAGCUGAGCAGUUCUCAAAGAUCUUAGGUGCAUGUGUCAAGAAGGAUUUCUUGCAACCUGGAGCCAAAGGAUCGGGAUCACCAUCGCCUGAGCCUGGGGUUUCGAUUAGAGAUAAUCUGGUAUCCGCAGAUCAGGAAGAUAACUCACAGGUUUCGGUCAAUUCGGCAGCACAGUCCACACACCCUUCCCGUACGCCGUUAUUUGUAUGA
Molecule: messenger RNA, 984 nt
Organism: Suillus fuscotomentosus
Lineage: Eukaryota; Fungi; Basidiomycota; Agaricomycetes; Boletales; Suillaceae
Exons: 2
Coding region: 1-984 (327 amino acids)
Source: RefSeq, a predicted model, not a curated record